Molecule: messenger RNA, 3030 nt
Organism: Seminavis robusta
Lineage: Eukaryota; Bacillariophyta; Bacillariophyceae; Naviculales; Naviculaceae
Source: the annotation of a GenBank genome assembly
AUGCUCUCAACCAGUAGAGAAAAAUGCCUGCUAAUGAUCCUGCUGAGUCUGCUAAUCCUCCUUGUCAACUUUCUCGUGUGGAUCCUCCUCCAACCUCAAGUUCAACUAACAUUAUCUUUUGCGGACAAUUCACCUGUCAGUGCGAUUCAACUUGAUGACAGCCAAGGAUUUGAAUCCAAUCGACCAGAUGACGGCGACGCCCAUACACUCCCAGUCUCAACGAGCACCACCAAUGUGGAAAACAACAACAAUAAUGGUCUCUUGAACAGUAAUGUCAUCUACAAUAAUCUACUCGCAGAGGCUCCCUGGGCCGAGAGCCAUGGUGCUGACCAUCAGCACUAUUUGGGUGCAGGGCUUCUCUACUACAGCUUUGCUUACGCUUUCCAGAGCGCAACGAUCGUUGUGUUGGGCAGUGGUGGAGGCUUUGUGCCUCGAGUCCUUCGACAAGCACAACGGGAUCUAGAACAGGCGGGGGUUUUGGGUAGCAAAAAGUAUCAAGUCAUUCUCAUUGAUGCUCACUUGCCAGAAGCCGGAUUUGGUUCGACGUUCUACGCAGAAAACAAGGAUACCGUCAUGAGACAACAAUUCAGUGAUAUCCGCUUCAUCUUUCAAAAAACCGAUGAUGCUUUCUUGAAACUGAAAAAGGAAGGAGUACAGAUUGAUUAUCUACACGUUGACGCCGACCACACAGCCGAACAAAGCUGGAGAGAUUUUGAAAACUUUAGCACCCUCCUUCAGAAACGUGCCGUAGUUAGCUUUCAUGAUACCUGUCGGUCAAAGAAACGCAACUGCAAUACAGGUGUGCCACAGGCAUUGGAUAAACUGCGACUCCUAAUGCCUAGCUAUGGACUACAGCUCAUAGAUGCCCACUAUUUGUACCGGGGCAUAGCCUUUGCUAUUCCUACGGAUGCUCCUGCCUUGGAACCUUCCCGGGAACACAAGUACAACUUUUGUCAACACAAUGCUGCCGUCUUGAACAAGGAAAGUCCAGGAUUUACACUCAACCGACACGUUGGGAAACUUGCAACACUGGGGGAUUUUUAUCAAUGUCAGAGUCGUUUUGAUUUAGAAACUAUUGCAAAGGCCAACCCGAGUUGCCCAUUCGGCUGGAGACAGAGUGAAGUUGGCAGUGCUUGUAAUACCUGCAUUCCGGGCAUGACCGGUCCCAAGUGUGUUGACUAUGUUCAUGCCACUCUACGUGACAAACAAUCCAAUCCUGCCGUCAUUAUGCUACCUGAAAUCACCACUCUCAUGCGAUCAUGGCUUGUAGAAAGUCAAUCCAGACACGUUUUUGAGCUCGGUGUACCGGAUAAAGGGUUGGUCUCAGAGCCAUUGCUGCUCGAUAGACGACUAUAUCAUGCAGGGAUUGCUACCAAGUCUGUCUUUGCUGUUGACCCUUGGAUGGAAUAUCCAGCAUGGACUCCCGAGGGAGUCUAUCCUGCUGUACGAAUGCUGCCCUGUCGGCUUGAGGAGGUCUUGCAUGGAGUCUACACGGAAACUGUCAAGCCACAAAUGAUCCGAGUCGAUACCCUGAUUUGUCACUACUGCGACCAACGCUUACCGCAUUGGAACGCCGUGGCGAUCAUGCUCCAGCGGUCCAUCCCUCAAGUUACUACAAUGAUAUUGGAAGGAUCGGAUGAAAGCAAUUCCUUGCUGGAUCAGAUUGCCAAAGUCGUUGAGACAGGAGGAGGUGGUCGCCGUUCUGGGGCAUCGUUGGAGAACUGGGAGAUCAUAUCGGAUAUCAGUUUGGACGGGAACAAGAGGUCCAAUGAUUCAUCUAUGAAAGCAGCAAGACGUCUCAUGCUACUGAAAAAGAGACAGCCAGGGACAUCACGGCAAAAAGAGAUGAGGGUGACACCCAACCAGAAGCCUCCUUCAAAGGCGGUUUCCUUCUCAAAAUUCCCGGUAGCAGGGGUCGAUUUAGCACAAACCAACGACGGCUCUUUGAAAGGGAAACAACGGAAGACCCCUCCCUUCCAGUUGUAUGGCUCCUUUGAUCUGGGCCAGAUGAUUGUGGGCAAUGAAACCUGGGACGACCUAGUUCGCUAUCGUCGGGACUUGCAAAGACCAGCCCUUAGCUUUUAUGUUGACAAGGUUGCAAGACGACGUUGGCUGCAGUCUCAGGGGGUGUCAACACCAGAAACUUAUCUCCUCAGAUAUGGUUCCGAAAUCAGCAAGAAAGGAAGCUUGAGGAAAGAAAAGGCCUACCUGAGCCGCUUCUUCUUAAACGCACAACACCGUACCCUGUUGCAAGACUUUGCCGCCAAGCCAACUCAUCUGUCCUGUUCGGCAGGGGUUUGGUUGGCCAAGACAGACCCAGCCACAAACAAAACGCAUAUUAGUCAUGGAACCAAAACUUUCCAAGACACUGGUGGCACAGAUGAUGUUGCCAAUGUGAUGAAUGAAGUUGUAGACAGCUUGGCCAACGACUUGCAUUCGGGUAUUCGCUGUGGGAAGCAGAAAGAGUCCUGGGCACUUGAGAAUGUCAAGCCUGGAAUCAUGGUUGAAGAGAGGUACACAGGUCUGGAAGAGGACAGCGCUGGUGCCGUGGAGUUCAAGGUCUUUACGAUCUGGGGUCGGGUUUGGCUAGCACAGUGGCGACCGGGUGUAAGCAAGAUUCGUGCAUUUAUUAAGCGUGAUGGCACUGCUCUGGCUUGGGAUGGUGGUACCAAACCUGAACAGCAACUUCCCGAGUGGAUCAAUUGGCAGCAUAUCGUAGAGAUGGCAGAAGGGCUAGGCAAACAUAAGGACAUGUUCCGCACUGACAUUUUUGUGGGUAUUCCUGCUGCCAGACAUAGGGAGGACGGUGCACGGAAGGAACAGCUCGAAGCAAAGUAUGUUGUCAAUGAAAAUGAGAUUCACCCAACACCACUGAAAGGCACUGAGAGUGUCUUCCAGGAAGCCGGAAGAUUGUGGCUGGCCGGAUACAAAAUAGGCAACUACAAGGUGAUCCGAGAUCUGGAGGUCCCAGAUGAGUUCGCAAAGACAGGUACUCUGUCUGAUCAUCCAACUUCUUUAAAAAAAGCGUAA